Molecule: messenger RNA, 1599 nt
Organism: Epinephelus fuscoguttatus (brown-marbled grouper)
Lineage: Eukaryota; Metazoa; Chordata; Actinopteri; Perciformes; Serranidae
Product: fructose-1,6-bisphosphatase 1-like
Exons: 7
Coding region: 62-1078 (338 amino acids)
Biological process (GO): sucrose biosynthetic process; fructose 6-phosphate metabolic process; fructose 1,6-bisphosphate metabolic process
Cellular component (GO): cytoplasm; cytosol
Molecular function (GO): fructose 1,6-bisphosphate 1-phosphatase activity
Source: RefSeq, a predicted model, not a curated record
UUAAGUCCUGCAGCAUUUCCUCCUGCUUCUACUCUGAGGCUGCAGGAGACCAUCCGCCACCAUGUCCGACCAAGGAGUCAUCGACACCAACGUGGUCACCGUGACCCGAUUCGUUAUGGAGGAGGGCAGGAGGGCGAAAGGCACCGGGGAGCUGACGAGGCUGCUGAACUCUCUGUGCACGGCGGUGAAGGCCAUCUCCAGCGCUGUGCGUAAAGCUGGGAUCGCUCAUCUUUUUGGCAUUGCCGGCAGCACCAACGUGACGGGGGACCAGGUGAAGAAGUUGGACAUUCUUUCCAAUGACCUGGUCAUCAACAUGAUCAAGUCGUCUUUUACCUCCUGUGUGAUGGUGUCUGAGGAGAACGAGCGAGCCAUCAUCAUAGAGCCAGAGACGAGGGGCAAAUACAUUGUUUGCUUCGACCCUUUGGACGGCUCCUCCAACAUCGACUGUCUGGUCUCCAUUGGAACCAUCUUUUCCAUCUACAAAAAGACCACAGAUGAUGAGCCCAGUGAGAAGGACGCUCUGCAGCCUGGCACUGCCCUCGUGGCAGCAGGCUACGCCCUCUACGGCAGCGCCACCAUGAUGGUGCUCUCCACCGGCCGGGGAGUCAACGGCUUCAUGCUCGACCCAGCCAUUGGAGAAUUUAUCCUGGUCGAUCGGGAUGUGAAGAUCAAGAAGCGAGGCAAGAUUUACAGCGUGAAUGAGGGUUACUCAAAGUACUUUGACCCCGCUGUUACAGAGUACCUGCAGAAGAAGAAGUUCCCUCAGGACGGCACUGAGCCCUACAACGCCCGUUACAUUGGCUCCAUGGUGGCAGACGUCCACCGAACACUGAUGUACGGAGGCAUCUUUUUAUACCCAGGAAAUGCAAAGAACCGUGAAGGAAAGCUGCGGCUGCUGUACGAAGGCAACCCCAUGGCCUUCAUCAUGGAGCAGGCAGGCGGCAUGGCCUCCACCGGCUACGAGCGCAUUCUGGACAUCCAGCCUCAGAGCAUCCACGAGCGCUCUCCCGUGGCUAUGGGCUCCCCUGACGACGUCCUGGAGUACAUCGCCAUCUGUAAGAAGCAUGCCAAGAAGUGAGACCACACUGACUCACUCACAACCAUCUCUGUCUGACGAGAUACCUCGUACCUCCAAACUGGAAUCCUGCCUCAUUUUGAGCUUGAUGUAAUUGUGUCUUGUCUUAAGCCUGAAAACUGUGAGGGGGUUUUCUCAGUUAAAACACAAAUUUGAAGUACAAGGUUUUUAACUCCAUACCAGCAACGUUCAUGUUUUAUUUAUAGAAAGCUGACGGAUAAUCAAAGAAGGUGGUUCAGUGGAAACAUUAAAACUGUGGUUCAUAAGCUCUGUUAUGCACACAAACGCACACAUUCCACAAAUAAACUACCAAAGACUAAAAUUGUGCCAAAAACAAAUGCACUUGAAUCAACUCCUGUUUACCUCCAGCUGUGCCUUUUUAAUUAGAAUGAGGAUACUUUGUAGACGUGUGAAGGACCAGAUGCAAGAAAACCUGAUGCCUUUUUUAUUCUGUGAACAACUACUGUUUGAAAUGAUUUGAAUGAAGUCUCUCAAUAAAUCCAAAUGAGUCUACGAAGACAGAA